GAAUUUUGAAGAAUCACCACCUAUUCGUUCCCCGCCUAUCAUGAAUUCAUCAUCAACUUCAUUGACCAUAAAAAAAUCUAUGGAUGGCCGUUAUGACAUUGGCCUCUCAUUGAUAGCAGCUCAAUGUGUUAGUACUAUUAGACCUAAUCCUAUCAACACUAAUCGUACUUAUCAACAACAACCUUAUUAUUGCAAUGAGAGCUUUUCAGCAUUUUUCCCUGGUAAUUAUAUUGAUGGUAUGCCAGUAACAAAAGAAUCAACAGAUAAGGCAUCAUGGGAAAAAAACUCACCUAAUGGAAUUGGACUUGGUUUCGACAAGUUGAACACUGCUUCAAAUCCAAUCGUUAUACCUUCAGCAAGACCGGCAGUUGGAUCAAGCUCUUAUUGUGAACUUGUUAAACAAUAUUGUUUCUAUAGUGGUUCACCACCAGUAAUGACUUAA
This is a messenger RNA of Dentiscutata erythropus, 442 nucleotides long. Lineage: Eukaryota; Fungi; Glomeromycota; Glomeromycetes; Diversisporales; Gigasporaceae. The record is from the annotation of a GenBank genome assembly.